GUUCCCUCCAUGAUUAGCAUCAGAUCACCAAGUAUUGUAUUUGCGUCAAAAUGUCAGCCCACGACGAAUUUGAGCCUUCGAGCCCCGAUUUCGUGCCUGUCCAUGAGACUGUUCCUCUGAACCGCAGUACAGACCUCGACGCAUCAGGCGCGUACAAACUCAAUGUGAAUGUGUUGAACAGGGCGAUUCAAGAAAUUGGAAUGGGUCGAUACCAAUGGCAGCUGUUUGGAGUGGUCGGGUUCGGAUGGGCUUGCGACAAUCUGUGGCCUAUUGUUACCUCCCUUAUACUUCUUCCAGUCACUUAUGAAUUCGAUGUCUCACAGCCACCUAUUCUGCUGUUGGCACAGAACAUCGGUCUAUUGCUAGGCGCGUUAUUUUGGGGGUUCGGCUGCGACAUUUUCGGGCGGCGGGUGGCUUUUAACAUGACAAUAGGGAUCACGGCCGUGUUCAGCCUGGCUGCAGCGGCGGCUUCCAGCUUUGCGGCGGUAUGUAUAUUGUCUGCGCUAUGGUCGAUCGGUGUCGGAGGAAACCUCCCUGUGGAUUCGGCCAUCUUUCUAGAGUUCCUGCCUGGGUCGCACCAAUAUUUACUUACUGUCCUGUCUGUCAACUGGGCUCUGGCCCAGCUGUUGGCGAACCUUGUCGCAUGGCCACUUGUUGGUGGCCACACCUGCUCUUCUGCCGACGGCUGCACGAGAGCCGACAACAUGGGCUGGCGCUAUUUUACCGCGGCCAUGGGCGGGCUAGCUCUGUUGAUGAGCAUUACCCGUUACUUCUUGUUUACCCUUCUCGAGUCUCCUAAGUUCCUUAUGGGCAAAGGGGAGCACUAUGAUGCUGUAGCCGUUGUCCACGAGGUAGCAAAACGUAACGGCAAGACGUGCAAUCUGACCACGGAUGAGCUUCACGACUGCUCUGACAGCGGAGCAGGGUAUAGAAGCGGGGAAUAUCACCGGCAAGGACUGAGCGCUCGCGACCAACUCAAGCUUUUCCUCGAGCCCUUCUCGAUGACCCAGAUCAGAUCUCUAUUCUCCACUAGACGGCGGGGGCUGGCGACGACCCUCAUGAUCAUCAUCUGGGGACUGAUCGGCAUUGGCUUCCCUUUAUAUAACGCCUUUUUACCAUAUCUCCAACACGAACGCGGUAUAGAAUUUGGGGAUGGCUCUACAUACUUAACAUAUCGCAACUCGCUGAUCAUCGCUGUGGCAUCGAUCCCGGGCAGUCUGGUCGGUGGUGUGAUGGUGGAGAUGCCGCAAUUGGGGCGCAAGGGCACGCUUACCCUUGCUACAAUAAUGACAGGGGUCUGCCUCCUUGCGUCGACGAGCGCUAGCACCUCCUCAGCCUUGUUGGGCUGGAACAGCGCCUACGGUUUCAGCAGCAGCCUUGUCUACGCCGUGUUGUACGCCUACACGCCGGAAAUAUUCGAGAGCAGAAACCGUGGAACAGGCAACGCGCUCGUCAGCGCGUCGAACAGGCUGGGCGGGAUUUUGGCGCCCGUGGUAGCUCUCAUGACAGACCUGCAGAGCACGUUGCCGGUAUACGUGAGUGGGAUGUUAUUUUUAGUAGCGGGAGCGUUGGUCGUGAUUGUUCCGUACGAGAGCCGUGGACGGGCAAGUGUUUAG
Messenger RNA from Aspergillus nidulans FGSC A4, 1616 nucleotides. RefSeq names its product putative sugar transporter. Gene Ontology annotation, molecular function: transmembrane transporter activity. The record is from RefSeq and is a predicted model, not a curated record. Gene Ontology annotation, biological process: transmembrane transport. Bases 51 to 1616 code for a protein of 521 amino acids. The transcript has a single exon. Gene Ontology annotation, cellular component: membrane. NCBI's taxonomy places the organism in Eukaryota, Fungi, Ascomycota, Eurotiomycetes, Eurotiales, Aspergillaceae.